AUGUUUAAUCGAAUUUUGAAAUUUCUAUGCACCGUCAAAGUAAAUAAAUAAAAUCAAUUUAAUUAUAAAUUAUAUUACUUGUUAUUAUUUAUAAUGUCUAGCAUAUCUGGUUUGUAUUCACCUUUACCCCAAUCAAUAAGUGAUUCUGAUUCAGAGAGAGAAUUUCACAUGGAUUCUUUAUGCCCCCCUAAUACUCGUUUCAAUGAGAAUGUAUCAGAUCGUAAAGGUUAUUCUAAACACGGUCCCUAUAACAAACAAUCUCAGGACCAGUUACCCAAUAUGAUGGAAGCUAAAGUAAUCAAACCACAAAUGAGUACCACUAGAAAACUAACUUUUAUAAUGUCCAUUAUACUUUGUUUCUUGCCGAUCGUUAUAUUCUUGUGGGUUCUUCCUUGUGAUGCUGAUACUUGUCCAGUUAAAGUACUGAAUUGGGAAACCCAGCAAGAAGACGUUGAAAUGAAGGGCAAAAUCAACCUAUUCUUCGAAAGAUUUAAGAAACAUUUCAAUUUGGCAGUACAGUACAAAGGAGAUUCUAACUCGCAGGAAAUUUUGAAGCAUGGUGUCAUAUCUCUUCUAGGAAAUAAUGGUGAAGUGAACUGGUAUUUCAGACAACCUACCAUUCCACAGAACUUGGACUGUAGUUUAAUUGAUGUUGAUUCAGAUGGUAUAAGAGACUGCUUGUUGCUAGAUGAGAAAGGAUUGAAAGCAGUGGAAGUAGUCUCAGGUCAAACAGUUUGGCAUGUUCAUAGCCACGAAGAGAGAACAUUAGUUGAAAACCUUCAAUUUCCUGCUGUUUUGAAAGACUUCAAUCAUGAUGGAGUAGACGAACUAAUGAGUAUUUACCAACAAAAGUAUUUUAUGAUAAUAUGUGGUAGAACUGGUAAAGCUUUAUGUAAUAUAAUUGUAAAUGAAUGUAAUCAGGUUGAAGAACUGCAAACUACUGGAGAUUAUGUUGGUUUUCAUUGUGUGAAUGAUACCGUUACUUACUUGCAAAUUCAAAUUUCUGAGAUAAAAAGAAAAUAUUUCAAUAGCUCGCAUAUGCUUAAUUUUGUAAAAUUCAAUUUGAGUACUUCGGAUACAAAUAUAUUUCGAUUAGAUCAAUAUAAGCUGAAUAUAGAGAACUUUGGGACAUGUCCCGAUUGUCAUUCUUACUUAAAAUUGUUGAGUGAUCAUGAUAAGGUAAUCUACACGAAAGUAUACAAUAAGUCUCACAUCAUAAAUCCCUCCAAAUUCAAAUUCGGAGUGAAUGCCUUUUCAGCAAAAAAACAUAUCAAAGGUUUCAUAGUUAAAGUUUGGCAGUGGCAUUAUAAGUUCAGUCCCAAAUAUAGUUCAAAUGAUCUAUUCACUUCCAGAAAAGAUGUCUUGAACAACACCAAUUAUGGUAAUUAUAUUACGGAAAGGAUCAUUUUAAUUACACUAAACGAUACAGAUUAUAAUGUAGUUGAAGCCAGUACUACUAACAUAACACAGUUAUGUUUUCACACCGAAAGUGAUUUUGUGAGUUGCCAACCGGACUUCAAAAAUCAAGAGUACUCAAUAUUGAUAGCAGAUUUAGAUAGAGAUGGAUCGCAAGAGUUGAUUUAUUACUCCAGUUCUUUCUAUUUACGGGAAAAUGUUAUUGGUAAUCCUUGGCAGUUAAUAUCAACCAUUAAACUUCUGAAACUAGAAUCUGAGUUGCCUAAAUUGUAUAAUUCUAAGGAAACUUUUGGGAUGUAUCCCAACUAUUGAAGAAAUAUUCAUAUGGUAUUUCAUUAACAAUUGAUGUGUGAUUUCAAUUCCGACUGAUAUUAUUUUCACUUUUAAACAAUUAUUUUCAUUCAUUGUAGACUUAUUUAUUUUCAUAAUUCUUGUGAUAUCAAUUAUUUCCCCAACACGUUUUAUUGUUGAAACUAUCUAGUCAUAUUUUUCAGCUUUAACCUUUGAUUAGAAUUAUGGAUUUGUUGUUAUUGUUAUUUUGACCUUUAAAUUUUUCGUUUUCCUAAUGUUCUUUUGAUUUUGAACAUAGAUAUCUUAUACCUUGUUGUAUUGUUAUUUAUUUUUGAUCUUUGAGAAUUGAACGGUUUUUCCCAUUAAAAAAGCUAUUUUCACAUUUAUGUGUAAUUAAAAACUUUUUUUAUGUAUUAUGCUAUGCACAGUAACAUGUUAAUGUAAAGAAAGUUAUAGAUAGCUAAACAAUUUUUUAUUUUUUUAAUAUUAAUUUAUUCAUUUAUCUUUGAAGGAUAAAAAACUAUUUGUCAACUUGUACUGUACCUGUUUAUGUUAGAGAAAUAAAAGAUCAUUCAAAUGAA
This is a messenger RNA of Coccinella septempunctata (seven-spotted ladybird), 2288 nucleotides long. RefSeq lists its product as uncharacterized. Lineage: Eukaryota; Metazoa; Arthropoda; Insecta; Coleoptera; Coccinellidae. The record is from RefSeq and is a predicted model, not a curated record. The transcript has a single exon. The coding region runs from base 94 to 1728 and encodes 544 amino acids.